ACUCAAGGUGUCCAUUGUGUGACAGUCUCCAACGGAGGUAAAUUUAGAUACAUACCAUUUAUCUCUUUCUGGUUCCAAAGUUUACCCAAGCGCAGAUUCUAUCUUAACGGAUUGUGUACCGGAAUAGCUCUAUGAUAUUACUGUUGAUUUUAACUUUGUUUGAACCGAAAUCGGAUGUUAAGGGUUUGAAGCUCGAUGGAUUUGCAAUAGUGAAAGAAAAUAAUAAAACUUUGAAAGCGUAUGUUACAGUACGUUCGGAGAGCGGAGUGUCACGGUGUACCAUUCGACUCGUGAGCGAGCCAGAAAAACAGUUGAAGGGCGAGCGCUUUUGCCUGUUGGAAUGCAAAGAAAAUCCCACUACAGGGCCGACCGGAGGACGAAGCUGCCCUUUCUGCCUAUAUUACUGCGUCGAAUACCUCGGCUUGCUGUGCAACGUAUACAGAGUAAAAGGUGAUAUUUUACCAUCUUCUUCUCUUUUAAAUACAAGAAACCACCUGAGUGAGAUUGAGAGGGUGAUCCCGUUACCAUGACUACAGAGGAAGACCAGUCCAAGCCUUGUAUCCUGAGUACUGUACCUCUCGCCUUUCAAUGUUCUCAUUCAUGGAAGGAUCUCAGGGAGCGAUACAAUGUCAUUCAGUGGGAAGACUUUCUCCAGGAUGAGAAUCGGUAUUUUGUGAAGAUAGACAUUAUUUUUGUAAUGAGCUGCACCGCCUUCAUCAAAGAAUCUCAACUGAAAAUGAUGAGAAAUGUAAAGCUCUUUCAGACCUGGGGAACAGGAACUGACGGCAUUGACCUUGCUUUGCUCCGGAAGUACAAGGUCAAGCUAGGAAACUCACCAGGCGCCACCGCAGAUGCUUGUGCAGAUUUCGCUAUGACCCUCCUCUUAGCGGCUGCUCGCAAGUUAACAGACAGUAUUGCCUCUGUAAAGAGUGACCUUCCCGAUUCCGACCAAUACUGGGAUAGUGUAAUAGCGCUGACUGGCAAGGGGGUGUCUGGAUCCAGUCUUGGUAUCUUCGGCAUGGGGGAGAUUGGUUACGAGGUAGCCAAGAGAGCCAGAGGGUUUCGAAUGAAAAUAUUCUAUCAUAAUCGCAAUCAGAGAUCGAAGGAAGACGAGGAAGAAGUUCAAGCAAUUUAUUGUUGUUCUCUUGAAGCCCUUUUGCCACAAGUUGAUUUCCUCGUCAUCACAGCCCCACUUACUCCCGACACGAGGCAUUCCUUGAACAGAGACACCCUUAAACUCAUGAAACCAGAUGCGAUCGUUGUUAACAUCGCAAGAGGCGGUGUAGUCAAUCACGACGACCUCGUGGAUGCUCUCAGGAACAAAACCAUUGGUGGUGCUGUCUUAGACGUCACAGAACCAGAGCCUCUACCUCAUGACCACGCCCUCCUAGCCAUGCACAACGUCAUCGUCACGCCCCACAUCAGUUCCUGCACGAAUGAAGCACUAGACGCUAUGACGAAGAGGGCAGUCGACAACAUUGAUGCUGCCAUGUCAGGCAAAGAACUCAUGUAUGAAGUGUCAUGAGGAUAUAUUUGUUGUCAGUCCAUUAUGGGGACCGUUUCAACACGAACAAAAAUGGCUUUCAUGGCAUGUAUCAAACACAUUACGUCAUUGAUGAAUGCAUGGUGCGAGAGACCAGGGGGGCGUUUCAUCAACAUUUUCGUCCGACAAGUUGUCAGAUCUGACAUCUUUCUCUGAUGUUGAUUGGCUGAGAGGUACUGUUACUAUGGUAACUGUCGGAUAAAAUGGGACUUGUCGGAUAAAACGUCCGACAAGUCCUUUCAUGAAACGCCCCCCAGGAUGAUCACCAUUUUGUCCUACAACUUGUCAGAUCUGACAACUUUCCUUGAUUUUUAUUGGCUGAGAAGUACACUUUCUGUGGUAACCGUCGGAUAACACGCCCAGCACGUACUUUAAUGAAACGCGCCCGGAACAUGAUCAUCUGGGCUGGUCGCAGAAAGAGUUUCAAUCAAACACAACUGGAUUUUCAACCAAUGAAACGCGCGCAUAAGGGAUUUUUUAGUUGCGUCAAUCCCAGGGCACAUAUGCGAUUCGAUACCACGCGAUUUUUCUAAUCGCAUUUUGCAUUAAAUAUGAAAGUUCCAAGAAGGACAAUCAUAUUAUUUGAAGAUUGGCAUAAUGCUAUGAAUAAUUUUGCUUUGCGGCAAGCCCUGUGGUCGGAGUAAAUUCCAAAUCGGCUUUAAAUCGCAGCCGAUGAUGUAAUUACGAUUUUGAAUUGAAUUUGCUUAUAUUCUUAUAUGGAGGCUCGAACUAUACUGAAUUUUAAAUUUCAGUAGUCCUAGCAUUAUUUUAAACUCUUAUUGCUAAGAUUGUAUUGGUUGGAAUUUUCAUAUCAAAUGUUAUCAUUGAAAUUCGGAUCGCAACGAAUCGUAUAGUUUGCCGGGCUUUAAAAGCAAUUCUUUCUGCAACAGGCCACAAGGACCCUUUACAAAACGACUUACAAGUGUGGCAUCAUGGCAACUUUGAGUUUGAUUGAGCUGCUUUAGUCCUUUUGGUAGUUACCAUAAUGUUAAUUUACCAUAAUCGUAAGUCUGUUAUGAAACGAAUCCCUCAUCAGUGAUGAGGCUGAUGAUCAUAAACGCAUAUAUCUACAUAAACAAUAAUUUGAUUUUCUUGCCCUUAUUUUAAACUCGAGUUUAUUUAAAUGCCAGGGGAGUGUUUCAUAAACAUUUUUGUCUGACAACUUUUCAGAUCUGACAGCUUUCUUUGAUUUCGACUGACUGAGAAGCACUGUUACUAUGGUAACUAUCAGAUCAUCAGAUAAACCGUCUAACAAGUCAUUUAUAAAUGAAACGCUCCCCUGGUUUAAAGUUGUACUUUUAUUGUGGAUAAAAUCUCAAACAGUAUUAGUUCAAUAAAUUAAUCAGCUCACUAUCACACUCAAAUCAUUUAUAAUUGUCAAAAACUAAUCAAUAAAACUGCUUUAUUAUAAUGCACCACUAAUGAAUGAGGAAAGAGCGAUAUAAUCAUAAGAAACAAACGAUGUAAGCAAACUGAUUUUAGCGCAGAGUGAAACCAGAAUUCAGAAUAUACUAUGUACACGGGCAUAUAAAUCUACAAUACUAUUCCAGUGACAGUCAUCCUUUGUAUACCUGCUGCAUCGGGUAUUCCAAGAGUUCGGAUGUGCAUGCACAAACUAUAGUGUUCGAAGUAAAGAUAGUGUAUUUUAAAGACGACUCGGCGAUUUAUAAUGAUUUAUAGGUCGGCGAACAAAGCCAGGUCAUGAAGGUAUUUGUAAUUUGGAAUGGCGCGGUUGAUACAUCACAAUGGCGCGCCAGACUGUAUGGUUUAUGCGCACAAUGACAAUAAUUGGUCUUGGCUUUCAACGGAGAUGAUAUGAACGUCCAAAAUAUUCGCUUGUAAUUUUUCUUACGACCUUGCGUUUUGGAGACGUCGUAAUUUAUGAUGGGGGUACCUAAAGCUACGCACUUUGUUUUCAAACAAUAAAAACUAUCCCAAUUCUAAUAUUUCAACAAAUCAUCUUUCACUAAUUUGUGGCAAACAUUCUAAAGAUUGUUAACCAAGAAGAAAAUAUCGCAAAACUCACUAAUACGAAAAUCCCGCCGUGUUUUCCGAACACCUCUUGAUUUCGCCGCCCGAUGUAGAAGGGGUCCUAAAGCUACGCACUCGAUUUAUCAUGAAAAAAAAUAGUAUUUCCUGUGCCUCAAUUUCUAAAAUAUAUUCAAAUUAUUAUAGGAUAAAUGAAAUCAAAGCGAAUAUAACUCCAAAAUUCCAAACAUUUGUUGGUUUUCUCUGCAUUUACAGAUUUACUGCAGCCUCUGUAAAUAAAAUUGAAUAGGAAUCGUUCGUCACUCUGCAGUACAGUCACAGUUCCACACACAGAGUGCGCAUUUGCCAUAAAAACUGCAUGCGCGAUGAGUUAUGGGAUUUGACAAUGUGCCAUCAAUAUCAACUUGCGAAGUCCUUCCAGACAGGUAUGAUUGGAACCAGGAUAAGACCUAAUGCCUAUUCUAUUGAAUAACCGAGAUAUGAAAAUGUUAUGAUCUAUUGUAUCAAACGCGGCAGAUAAAUCUAAAAGCACCAUAAAAACUACAUUAUUUGAGUCAAGAGAAAACAUGAUGUCAUUUUUUACUUUGAUCAGAGCUGACUCAGUGCUGUGACCUGGCCUAUAGGCAGAUUGGAGAGGAUCAAAAAUAUUAUUAGAUUCAAUAUGAUCAGCUAGUUGAGUACAUGCCGCCUUCUCGAUGAGUUUACCUAGAAAUGUUAAGUUUGAGACCGGUCUAUAAUUACUGAUGUCAUUUACAUCCAACUAAAGACGGUGUUCCUGUAGCACACCAAUCGUCCCACACCAGUGUUAAAUUCAUCAUGGUGUUAGUUCAACCGCUGUUAUUAACACACAUUCAUGACUUUCUGUUCGGUUUGUUUGUUUUUACAGUAUUCGGUCAAACGUCAUGGAGUAUUUCAGCAAAUACGUGUGUGAUAGACGUACAUUCAUAACACCGACUGCAUGGUGUUGCACUCAACACUAGGUGUACAGUGUAAUCGGGGCCUUGUAGGAGCACUUUCAGGAUUUUCCUAAUGUAGGCAACGGAAAAUUAAGUGUUUUUUAUAGGCUAUGACCACCAAACAGGAAACAUUUGCCACAACCGGGUCUGCGCCUGUUCAUGGGUACGAUUAUAUAAAUUUGUUAAUUUUCAACGUUUUUCAAUUAAUGGCGUUCUAAUAAUUAUACUGAUCAUAUGUUCUAGUAUAGCUGGACUUUCAUUUGUUUGAAAUUAUACAAUUUUCCAUAUUUUUCGA
Messenger RNA from Lytechinus pictus (painted urchin), 4783 nucleotides. RefSeq names its product glyoxylate reductase/hydroxypyruvate reductase-like. The record is from RefSeq and is a predicted model, not a curated record. Gene Ontology annotation, molecular function: oxidoreductase activity, acting on the CH-OH group of donors, NAD or NADP as acceptor; NAD binding. NCBI's taxonomy places the organism in Eukaryota, Metazoa, Echinodermata, Echinoidea, Temnopleuroida, Toxopneustidae. The transcript is spliced from 6 exons. The coding region runs from base 527 to 1525 and encodes 332 amino acids.